Messenger RNA from Bemisia tabaci, 793 nucleotides. Lineage: Eukaryota; Metazoa; Arthropoda; Insecta; Hemiptera; Aleyrodidae. The record is from RefSeq and is a predicted model, not a curated record.
UUUCAAUGAUUAGUUACCAUCACUAAUUUUCUGAUAGUGAUGUCUGUGCUUUGCCUAAACUCAUUGCCAGUUCGUUACUCGACUUCAAUAUGAGUAACAACUCUGGUUGUGAGGUUUUUACGACUCCGUUUAAAAUGUUAAGAUUCUUGUUUGUUAUAUAUCUCAUACCUCAGCAGACUUUCGGAUUUUCAAGGCUGAUAGAUGAUGAACUCGGUUUCAGCUCAGCUGCGCACUUACGACCUCUUGCGGCGGGGCCAAAAACCGCCGUCAAAACAGAGACCAGCCAGGGACUAGACGAUGCUGUCACGAAGGCGGACGCCUUCAUAAAAUCCCUGGAGACCUUCGACGCUUUAAAGAACUUGAAACAAAGCGCUCAAGCUCUGGCAGUCUCCACGAAAGCCUUGGUCGAGGCGGCCGGCACCAUGACAGACCACGAGUACUCAGCUCCCCUCUACACUUUCGUCAGACUGGAGCACGAGAGCUUCCCGGAUGUCCAGUACCAUGUCACCGUCGCCGACACAAAAGAUCAGGCGAAGGACUGGACCGAUCUUCUCGUCCAUCGGGCGGACGGUGUUUUCUUCGCCUUCAAGGCCUAUCGCUCGCGAGGUCAUGAAAUAGGGCUGUAUCAACUCGCCUGCAUCACCGAUUAUAAUGAUACCGUGCUCUUCUACGACCAGUUCAGUCGCCCGGUGACGCAUACUGUUGUCGUGGGUGUGGAGUUCCUGACGCCAGAAGGGAUGCGGUUCUCGUAUCUGGUUGAUACGGAGGACCCUAAGAACCCGCUCACCGUUGA